AUGAGUCGAGAUCUUUUUCUCCGCAUUGUGCACACGUUGGAGGGACGUGAUGAGUACUUCCAGUAUCGGGAAUACGGCAUCGGCAGACUCGGACUUACGCCGUUGCAGAAGUGCACGGUUGCAAUCCGGCAGUUGGCCUACGGCACCACAACGGAUAUGUUCAACGAGUACCUUCACGUCAGGGAGACAACUGGCCGCGAAUGUCUAAAGAAUUUUUGUAAGGGAGUUGUGGAGACUUUUGGCCACACAUAUUUGCGACGCCCGACUGCUGAUAAUUGCCAGAUGCUGAUGAGGAUGCACGAGACGGUGCACGACUUUCCUGGGAUGCUAGGGAGCAUCGAAUGUCCGACACGUUUCUGGUUCAAGGAAGUCAUCGCCGACGUCAUAUAUGCGUGCAUCAUCAUGCAUAACAUGAUAGUCGAACAAGAAGUUGGAUAUGUCACAGAUUGGGUGGAUGAUGAAGCCGGAUCUAGCUCCAGCACGGCGAUCCCGCCUAUAGCUCGAGGAUUACCGAUGAGCUUCGGUGAGGUUCUACAGAGACAUACCUCAAUGUGCAGCCAAUAA
Messenger RNA from Salvia hispanica, 564 nucleotides. The record is from RefSeq and is a predicted model, not a curated record. Lineage: Eukaryota; Viridiplantae; Streptophyta; Magnoliopsida; Lamiales; Lamiaceae.